Polyodon spathula (Mississippi paddlefish) is the source of this 1017-nucleotide messenger RNA. Its product is annotated as sodium channel modifier 1-like. Lineage: Eukaryota; Metazoa; Chordata; Actinopteri; Acipenseriformes; Polyodontidae. The record is from RefSeq and is a predicted model, not a curated record. Gene Ontology annotation, cellular component: nucleus. Gene Ontology annotation, biological process: RNA splicing. The transcript is spliced from 6 exons. Bases 442 to 969 code for a protein of 175 amino acids.
UUAUUCAGCAGCUUUCACUGGACUCUAUGAAGCUGAGGGAGUUCAUUCUACAGGGUGAUGCAAAACUGUUGGCCAGCAGGUUAUUCCUUAUCUGGGCUAUACCUUGGCACCCCUGUCCGUCAUUGGCCUAAAUCUGCCCAAACUUUGUUUUUUUUUUAAUGGACAAUGCAUUCUGGGAAGUCCUGCCUCUCUUAAGAAGGUCAGAAUGUUACCUGAGACAGGUAAAGCGUACCAGCAUGCAUUGCCAGUUGAAAAGUCUCAGCUGUCUCAGGAAGCCGAUUAGCUACACGCAGGGUUGAAAUGAAAGUGUGCUCAAUAUUUCACAGCCAAAGACUUGGCAACUGGUUUUUGAUGAGCGUCCGCAGUCUGCAAGGAAAAGACUGCGCAGUGCAAGGAGGGGGGUGCAGUCUGAAAAGUAGUAAAAUUUGACAGAUCUCAGCUAUGUCGUUUAAAAGGGAGGGCAAUGACCCGAGCCAGCUGAACGUGCUCAAGAAACGUAGAGUCGCAGAACUUCUAUCCCAUUUCAUCCCAGAAGAUGAGGCUGCUUUACUGAAGAAUGGCAGGUACACUUGCUUGGUUUGUUCCUACCGUCCUGUCUUUGACACAGUGGACAUGCUGACCGUCCACAGGGCUGGCAAGAGACACCUGGAGGACCCCGAAGCAAGGCGCGUGCAGCUCCUGUGCUCGUCCUUCGGCAGCGAGACGCCAAAACAGCGCUGUUUGCUCCUAUGGACGAGACUCUGCCGCAGGCAGCAGCAGCAGUUUGAUGCAGAGUUCACCCCCCUGGAGGUUCCUGGUCCUGCACCCCUAUUGGUUCAAACCCGUAGGAUUACCCAUCAUGCUCUCCUGAAGUCCGCACCCUACAGCAGCUGUCACCAGAAGAAGCCCAGAUUUGUGAUCCAGCCCGGGUCGGGUCGGAUCGGAUCGGGGGUGGGGUCCAAAUCAUUUCAACUCCCAGUUCCCUUUUAAAAUCAAUUCCCAUUCUCUUUUAACCCUUAGCGGUCCAUUUAUUCAGUG